UAUUAUGGUAUAGUUUGUGCCCAAACGAAGAAUAUUAAAUUAAAUACAGAACGUCGCGUAACAUUCAUUUAAUUGUCAUUGCUCUGUCUCGUUGAAAAUUUACUGAAUAUUUUCGAAAACAUCAUAUACGAAUCUUUUAAUAAAAUGUUUCGGUUACGCUCCAUAAUUUCAGCCGCCACACGCUCAAGGGGUUUGUUGAAAGUGUUACAGCCUAUGCCAAUUACAAAGCAUAGAAUGCAUAGCGAAGGACCACCCCAACCAUUUGACAAUUUACCAUUUCGAGUAAUAAAUCGUUACGCAGCAACAUUAUUCUUCGCGGUGGUCUAUGGUGUUGGAUUAUGGGCCCCGUUUUUAAUAGUUUGGUAUUCAAUGGCCAAAAAGACUUUGUAAUACUUGAUUGAUACCUAAUUUAUUUUUUGAACUGUUAUUAGUUCAACGCUAAUUUAAUUUAAUAGUACCUAUGUGAUAUCUAUCGGUUUAACACGCUAGUGUUUUAUGUCACGUAUCGUAUAGUUUCGUCCUGCUGCGUCGCGUAGUAGUAUUUCACGACACGCGAAAAUAAUACUAUACCGUGUGUUGUAUGGUUCGUAUCGCAUCAUUCAACGAUAACAUCAACUUGAGGACGAACUUGUGAGCUUAAAAAAUGACAAACGAGUUGUAUCUUUUCGAAUCUUUUCUUGAUUACCGGUGCAAAAUUAAAUCAUUUUAUUAAAGCCGCAUUUUUACUAGGACACAUUACGCCCUACAUGCUAUGUUUUAGCAACUAUGUUACAAUGUCGCUCGACAUUUUCUUUCUUCACAUUCGCAAGUCGUGAUCAACAUUACUGAGGCUGAGGAGGUAGUGAUGUUCACAGCCGAAAUACCGAGGGGUCACUCGCGACAGUAACAAGUUGCUCGAUCCGUGCCUUAUGCCUUUGCGAUACCGAGCGACAACGCAUGGAACUUUCGUAUCGAGCGAAAUACUUAGUUGCAGAACCGAUGAUGAAAAUGCGGCUUAAUUCUUCAAAUUACAAUAAAUUCUUAGUAUUUUUUUCAUUUUUAUUUUAUCUGAUGAUUGUGUGUCAGAUUGAAUCUAUUUAACUAAAUUUAUAUCUAGGUAAACAAGUUCCUAUCGGAUAAAUAUCAUUGACGCACAAGAUAUUGUACCAAGAUAUUAAAAUAAACGAAAUAAAAAAUAUAGUACAGUAAUUAAGGUCUUUUUAUUCAUGUAGAAUACCUACCUUUUUUGUGAGGGGAAAAUCAUCAAAUGGUUU
This is a messenger RNA of Spodoptera exigua (beet armyworm), 1253 nucleotides long. The record is from the annotation of a GenBank genome assembly. NCBI's taxonomy places the organism in Eukaryota, Metazoa, Arthropoda, Insecta, Lepidoptera, Noctuidae.